UCUCCAUAUACCCUACACCCAUAUCCGAACUCAUUCUACUCGACACCCCGUCAGCAUUAGAAAAGCGAAUCGGAAUGGUGCGGCGGGAGAUCACGGGUUAUUACACCGGCAUCCACUCCAAAACGCAAGGUAUCAUAGACCGGUGGAUCUCUGUUGAAGAGAAGGUGGAAACUCGCAUAAAAUCCUUCCGUGAUCCUACAGAGCCCUUAAAUCCGGACUGUUCUACACCGGAAUUUCUGCCCUAAUGAUGUCUGUCCUCACUCGCUCGCACGGACUUACUACACGUAUAUUUCUCCCUCCCGCAGCCCUAAUCAGCGCAUUCGCAUAUUCCCUUCCAGGUACCGCUUCUCGGGUCAGUGCGUAUGCCGGGGAGCUCGAAGAUCGGUAUGUUCCUUGCUUUGGAGUGAUUAGAACAACCUCUGUUGCACACAGCGGCAUAGCCUGGGAGCGCGCGAAAGAAGGUGCUGCUGUUGGACGAGACUGCGCAGGACACUCGCAUGACUAUGAUCCACGUUUAUAAUUGCGACGAUGGCUGGCUUGCUGGCCAGCAUGUCAGACUGCGCGUUCUCUUCUCCAACAGAGUUUUGGAAUCACAUCCCCUCACUAUUCUCUCGGCACCACCUUCCCAUUCUUGCUUUUCCUCACCUGGAUUCCUUCUCGCUGCACGAAAUGAUGGAGACUGGACGCGGGCAUUGAAUAGCUAUACUCUGAGGGAACAAGAACGUUUACGAAUCAAUAAUAUGUCGGAG
Suillus discolor is the source of this 749-nucleotide messenger RNA. RefSeq lists its product as uncharacterized. The transcript is spliced from 3 exons. Lineage: Eukaryota; Fungi; Basidiomycota; Agaricomycetes; Boletales; Suillaceae. The coding region runs from base 245 to 520 and encodes 91 amino acids. The record is from RefSeq and is a predicted model, not a curated record.